Carassius auratus (goldfish) is the source of this 2912-nucleotide messenger RNA. RefSeq names its product protein Wnt-10b. Gene Ontology annotation, molecular function: cytokine activity; frizzled binding. The transcript is spliced from 4 exons. The coding region runs from base 155 to 1435 and encodes 426 amino acids. Gene Ontology annotation, biological process: cell fate commitment; canonical Wnt signaling pathway; neuron differentiation. Gene Ontology annotation, cellular component: extracellular region. The record is from RefSeq and is a predicted model, not a curated record. Lineage: Eukaryota; Metazoa; Chordata; Actinopteri; Cypriniformes; Cyprinidae.
CCUCAGUGACACACAGGCUCCCGUCACAAGCUCCAUCAAAUGCUGCUUGCUCAACUCCCCGCUCCUCACACAAACAAUUGAACUCAUUUCCAGUUCGUCUCUAACGCGAUCCUACAGGUGUUUUAAUGUCCCGUCGAGAAAAGCCUUCAGCGCAAUGGAGUUACCCCACAGACAGUAUUUGGGACGAGUCCUGAUUGUGACUGCAGCGCUUCUGUCACCUGCGUUCACGGUAUUGGGCAAUGACAUCCUUGGCCUGAAGGUGGCAGGAGAUCCAGUUCUUACCCCCAACGCAGUGUGUUUACGACUGGCAGGCCUGACCAAAAAACAGAUGCGUUUGUGUGUGCGCAGCCCUGAUGUCACAGCCUCUGCUCUGCAGGGCAUUCAGGUUGCUAUUCACGAAUGCCAACACCAGCUCAGGGACCAGCGCUGGAACUGCUCCUCCCUGGAGAACCAUGGCAAGCUGCCCCAUCAGAGUGCCAUUCUCAACAUGGGUUUCCGAGAGAGUGCCUUCUCGCUGUCCCUGCUGGCUGCAGGUGUCGUGCAUUCAGUGGCUUCGGCCUGCAGCCUCGGUAAAUUGCGCGGCUGUGGAUGUGAGGCUAAACGUCGCCAGGAUGAUGACAAAAUCCGGCUCAAGUUAACCCAGCUCCAGCUUCAGACUUUGCAGAGGAGUGGCGUGUCCAUAGCAGGUGCAGGAGAGAACACACAUGAGUUCGGUUCACUUCACGGCAGCCUGCCGGCCAAUCUGCACUCGUCCCACCCCGUCAGUCUCCUCAAACCCAUGCCGGAUGAGGUCACGACGCUGCAGGACACCUGGGAGUGGGGAGGAUGUAGUCACGAUGUCCGUCUUGGUGUACGGUUCUCUAGGGAUUGGUUGGAUUCUAGAGGAUCCCCCCGUGACAUACACGCUCGUAUGCGGAUUCAUAAUAAUAGAGUGGGCAGACAGGCAGUUACUGACAACAUGAGAAGAAAGUGCAAGUGUCAUGGCACAUCAGGCAGCUGCCAGUUCAAGACCUGCUGGUAUGUUUCUCCUGAAUUCCGGCUUGUUGGUUCACUGCUACGGGAGAAAUUUCUGACUGCCAUCUUCAUAAACUCUCAGAACAAGAACAGCGGAGGAUUCAACUCUCGAACUGGUGCGAGCACCAGCUCAGAUCAGCUCAGAGCCCGGCGGAGGAACAUUUCCCGUGAGUUAGUGUACUUUGAGAAGUCGCCCGACUUUUGUGAUCGGGAGCCAGCGGUGGAUUCGCCGGGGACACAGGGUCGCAUCUGCAACAAGAGCAGCCUCAGCAUGGACGGUUGCGGGUCGCUAUGCUGUGGCCGCGGACACAACAUCCUCAAACAGGCACGGAGCGAACGGUGUCACUGCCGCUUCCACUGGUGCUGCUAUGUGCUCUGUGAGGAGUGCAGGGUUACAGAGUGGGUUAAUGUGUGCAAAUAAACCAACCCACCUUGAUCCAAAUCCUCAUUUCUUUUUUGGACCGAGAGACAACAAGUGUGUUUUGCUCUCACACAGUGUGCCUGUUUAUCCAUUUCUCUCCUUUCUUUAACCUUCAUCAUCUGGGAUCCAUUUGCAUUGUGUUGCUGUUGUUGUCCUCAAAAUGCCAAGUCAGAGAUUGAGGAGGAGGUGACUCAUGUCAUUUGUCUUUUUUUCCUAACUUUGAAUCUUCAGCCUCCAAAACCAAGCAAAUGGUCCCAACCCCAUCUGCACUCCUCCAAAUAACAGCAGGAACAAAUUAUUCCUGUGAAAUAUAGGCACUGCUACAGUCUACCUUUUUUUUACAUUUAAAAUGUGCACUUAAUGUAUAUUCCUUACCUUGGCAAAAUGUUUGAGACAUUAUUCUUGAUGGCGAAAUACCAUCAAGAAUCUGAAACACUGUGUCUUGCAGUAUUACAAUCUUUGCCCACAUGGAUCAUGAAGAAUCAAUGGCUGUGAUGAUUGAAGGGAACAUCUCAGUGCCUUUUAUGAGGUUUCAUAAGAUAGGAAAACUCUCCCAAGUCUGGAGCGAAUCUUGGCCAUCAACUGAGAAUGUGCCUUGCAUAGGGGUCUGAGAUUAUUUGGUUUUUAUGAAAACCAGGACAAUUGUGGAGUUGAUAUGCUGUGUAACCCCAUCCUAACCCAGAGACAGACUAAUCAGAAAACGGAGAUGGAUAGAGUGAAGGAACAACUGGAGAACACUUGUGCCUCCCGUGGAUUUUUUGCAGCUGAUUAAAAACAGUCACAUCUCAUCUAAUACUGCUGAACAAUACUGGAUGCCAGAUGACUUUGAUGCAAGAAUGGAAGACAUUCAUACUCUCAAGUCUUGAGCUCAGCUGUAUUUAAACAAUAUAAUUAUAUGGAUAAAUUAACUUUCAUAUAUUGCUGCAAUUUGCAUUCUUAAAAAGACUUUAGAGAAUUUAUGUUACAAUGUUUAAGAAUGCCUCAAAUUUUGGUUAUGAAACCUUUGUUGGUUUAUCAUGUAUAGGUUUUAGAACCAGGAAGACCCUCUAGAACAGAGGAAGGGUCAUAGAUCAGUGUAUUAGAUAUAUUUCUACUCUUCUGACCUCUCAUAAUGGGCAUCAGGGAUAUGCUUUUAAUAAAGAGUUUUAUAAGCAGAUUGAGGCAUGAACCGGUUUUAUAGGGAUCAGCUGUCCAAAGUUGCACCAUGUGCUGCUGAGUGUUUGUCCUUGUCUGUGAAUCUGCAACUGUCAGAGUUGCAGACCACUGUGUGAUUUCCUAACUAAACACAGGCGUCUUCUGAUGUCUAUGCUAUGUGUGAGUUUUCUGACAGCACAACAAUCACAAAAAUUUUAGGAAUAAAUUAAUUUUUCUGUAUGAUUCCUCACGAGUCUCUGUAAUGAGGAUAUGCUGUGGUGGUUGUGAAUUGAGUAAAGUGCUUCUCAUGGUAUUUCCUUUGGUAAUAAAGAUGGGAGCAAAA